GACCCUUUUGACCAGAUAGUCACCAUGUUUAGAUAUUAGCAAGCACAUGUGUAUGUGUGCAUUUGAAAAUGGCAGAAGGAAACAAUAAUGAAGAAGUCAUUCACUUGAACAACUUUCACUGCCACAGGGGACAAGACUGGAUCAAUCUCAGAGAUGGACCCAUCACUAUAUCUGACUCCUCUGAUGAGGAAGGGGUUCCUAUGCUGGUCACCCCAGCUCCUCAGGAACACGACGAAGAGGACCUGGAUGAUGAUGUCAUUCUGACAGAAACAAAUAAACCUCAGACAUCACGACCCAAUCUCAUCAAACCAGCUGCCCAGUGGCAAGAUCUCAAAAGAUUGGGAGAAGAAAGGCCUAAAAAGUCUAGAACAGCCUUUGAAUCAGAUAAGAACGGCUAUUUUUCAGUGUGUAACAGCUCAUUGUUUGAUUCUGGGGCACAGGAUGAUUCUGAGGAUGACUACGGUGAAUUUCUGGAUCUUGGGCCUCCUGGAGUUUCUGAAUUCAUUAAGCCAAGCGGCCAAACAGAAAGAGAACCCAAACCUGGACCAAGUCAUAACCAAGCAGCAAAUGACAUCGUCAACCCGAGAUCAGAGCAGAAAAUCGUUAUCUUGGAAGAAGGUAGCCUUCUUUUACCAGAAGGUGAUCCUCUAGACACUCAGAACCAGUCAUCUGAAGAUUCAGAGACAGAGCUUUUAUCAAACCUUGAAGAAUCUACUGCUAUCCUAGAUGAUCAAGCCAUCGGAGAAGACUGCUGGUUAGACCAUCCUUACUUCCAGUCCCUAAACCAACAGCCCCGUGAGAGAACAAACCAGGUUGUUCCUCAGAAGCGGCAGCCUGAAGCAGAACUGGGCCCGUUGUUGUAUCAACAUGAACCCCCAGGGCUGGCUUUUCCAAGGCCAGCUUUUCCAAGACCAGAACCCCAGCAGGAUGGGAUUCCAGGCCCUUCUUCUCCUCAGCCUGCCCAUCCUCUAGGAGAGCUUGAAGACCAACAAUUAGCAAUAGAUGAUGAAGAGCCAGGACCAGCCUUUCCACCACAAGGAUCUCAGGAGCCCAAUUUGGAAAACCUCUGGGGGCAAGAAGCUACUGAGGUAGAUCAAGAACUCGUUGCACUUUUAGUGAAAGAAACAGAGGCAAGAUUUCCAGACGUUGCAAAUGGGUAUAUUGAGGAGAUAAUUCAUUUGAAGAAUUAUUAUGAUUUGAAUGUACUUUGUAAUUUUCUUCUGGAAAAUCCAGACUAUCCAAAGAGAGAAGACAGAAUCAUUAUCAACCCCAGUAGCAGCCUGCUUGCCAGCCAGGAUGAAACAAAGUUGCCUAAAAUAGACUUUUUUGACUAUUCUAAAUUGGUUCCUCUUGACCAGCGUUGUUUCAUCCAAGCUGCUGACCUCCUGAUGGCCGACUUCAAAAUGCUCAGCAGUCAGGAUAUCAAGUGGGCCCUGCAUGAACUCAAAGGACACUAUGCAAUCACCCGAAAGGCCUUUUCUGAUGCCAUUAAAAAAUGGCAGGAGCUAUCUCCAGAAACCAGCGGAAAAAGAAAAAAGAGAAAAGAAAUGAAUCAGUAUUCUUACAUAGAUUUCAAGUUUGAACAAGGUGACAUAAAAAUAGAAAAGAGGAUGUUCUUUCUGGAAAAUAAGCGGCGACAUUGUAGGUCUUACGACCGGCGUGCCCUUCUUCCAGCUGUGCAGCAAGAGCAGGAGUUCUAUGAGCAGAAAAUCAAAGAAAUGGCAGAGCAUGAAGACUUUUUGCUUGCCCUGCAGAUGAAUGAAGAACAGUAUCAAAAGGACGGCCAGCUGAUUGAGUGCCGCUGCUGCUAUGGGGAGUUUCCAUUCGAGGAGCUUACUCAGUGUGCGGAUGCUCACUUGUUCUGCAAAGAAUGUCUCAUCAGAUAUGCCCAAGAGGCGGUGUUUGGAUCUGGAAAGUCAGAACUCAGCUGCAUGGAAGGCAGUUGCACAUGUUCAUUCCCAACCAGUGAGCUGGAGAAGGUGCUUCCCCAGACCAUCCUGUAUAAAUACUACGAGCGGAAAGCUGAAGAGGAAGUUGCUGCAGCUUACGCCGAUGAGCUCGUCAGGUGCCCCUCCUGCAGCUUUCCUGCUCUGUUGGACAGUGAUGUGAAGAGGUUCAGUUGUCCCAAUCCUCGCUGCCGAAAGGAAACCUGUAGGAAGUGUCAGGGACUCUGGAAAGAGCACAAUGGCCUCACUUGUGAAGAGCUGGCUGAGAAAGAUGACAUCAAGUACCGAACCUCCAUUGAAGAAAAAAUGACUGCAGCCCGCAUUAGAAAAUGCCACAAGUGUGGGACUGGCCUCAUCAAAUCCGAAGGCUGCAACCGGAUGUCUUGCCGCUGUGGUGCCCAGAUGUGCUACCUCUGUCGAGUAUCUAUCAGUGGAUAUGACCAUUUCUGCCAGCAUCCUCGCUCACCGGGAGCCCCUUGCCAGGAGUGUUCGAGAUGCUCUCUCUGGACCGACCCCACCGAAGAUGAUGAGAAGCUAAUUGAGGAGAUCCAAAAGGAGGCUGAAGAGGAGCAGAAGAGAAAGACUGGAGAGAACACCUUCAAACGCAUCGGGCCUCCCUUGGAGAAGCCUCCAGAGAAAGUCCAGAGGAUCGAAGCCCUGCCGAGGCCUGUCCCACAGAACCUGCACCAGCCACAGAUCCCCCCCUAUGCCUUUGUGCACCCCCCCUUUCCCCUGCCACCUGUCCGGCCCAUGUUCAACAACUUCCCUCUCAACAUGGGCCCCGUCCCAGCACCCUACGUGCCCCCUCUGCCCAAUGUGCGCGUCAACUACGACUUCGCUCCCGUCCACGUGCCACUGGAGCACAACUUGCCUAUGCACUUUGGCCCACAGCCACGGCAUCGCUUCUGACAGCUCUGUGUCAUGCCUCCUCCCCAGAGCCCCGCCGCUGAGCAGCCCAGCCUGUGCAGGGCCGGGGUUCCGUAGAUUCCCACCUCGCCCCCA
Molecule: messenger RNA, 2948 nt
Organism: Odobenus rosmarus divergens (Pacific walrus)
Lineage: Eukaryota; Metazoa; Chordata; Mammalia; Carnivora; Odobenidae
Gene: RNF216
Product: ring finger protein 216
Exons: 16
Coding region: 69-2855 (928 amino acids)
Molecular function (GO): zinc ion binding
Source: RefSeq, a predicted model, not a curated record